Danio rerio (zebrafish) is the source of this 1451-nucleotide messenger RNA. RefSeq names its product CUB and Sushi multiple domains 1a (gene csmd1a). The record is from RefSeq and is marked provisional. NCBI's taxonomy places the organism in Eukaryota, Metazoa, Chordata, Actinopteri, Cypriniformes, Danionidae.
AUUCUGUCUCCAAGGUUUGGAUCGAGGGAAUCACUUUUGGUUUCAACACCACCGUGUCUCAUCUCUGCAGUGGCUAAUCUCGGUGAUAUGAGAGCUAAUAUAGACGAAUCCGUGUGCCAUAGGCGUCAGAUGUUCUUGCCAAAACUGGAUCUCUAUGCAUUACAGUGAUCGGUGAGAAUAAAACGCAAGACACCGUGGCGCUGCGUGGAAUUACAGCGGACAAGAUGGGCACGUUGAAGCACAUCCUGCUGCUUUUCACAGGUUUUGUGGCCGCAGCUCACGGUCAGACUUGUGGCGGCCUUAUACAAGGUCUCAAUGGAACUAUAGAGAGUCCUGGCUUUCCCCAUGGCUACCCCAACUAUGCCAACUGUACAUGGAUCAUAGUCACUGGAGAGCGGAAUAGGAUACAGUUGUACUUCCACACCUUCGCUCUGGAGGAGGACUUUGACAUCGUCUCCAUCUAUGAUGGACAACCACAGCCAGGCAACCUGAAGAUGAGGUUGUCUGGCUUCAUGUUGCCAUCACCUAUCGUAAGUUCGGGGUCCAUUUUGGCACUGUGGUUUACUACAGAUUUUGCAGUCAGUGCCCAAGGAUUUAAAGCAAUCUAUGAAGUUCUGCCAAGUCACACAUGUGGAAACCCAGGGUUGAUACCCAGAGGAAUUAUCCAUGGGACAAGGUACAACGUUGGUGACAAGAUCCGCUACAGUUGUGUAAUGGGAUAUGUUUUAGAGGGGCAUGGAGUACUCACCUGCAUAGUGAGCCCAGGAAGUGGAGCAUCGUGGGAUUUCCCAGUACCAUUUUGUAGAGCCGAAGGAUCAUGUGGUGGGACAUUACGAGGAACAACGGGAACUAUAUCAAGUCCACACUUUCCUUCGGAGUAUGAGAACAAUGCGGAUUGCACAUGGAGUAUUCUGGCUGAGCCAGGGGACACUAUUGCCCUAGUGUUUACAGACUUCCAACUUGAGGACAGAUAUGACUUUCUGGAGAUCAGUGGCACAGAAGCACCAUCAAUAUGGUAAGCAAAAUCCCCUCUUUUGCUUUAUUAAAUUGUUAUGUUUAUACAAUGUCAAGCAACAGCGACAGUUUAUACAUUAAUUUUAGCAGUACGAAUGACUUUUUGCACCUCAAUACAAUGUAUGUUGGGUACAACUUGGAACGGUCAAUGAUUUGCUACUUCAAACAAAAUCUCUGUUGUUACUGUGAACAUCUGUGUAGAAUCAUCACAAAGUCUAUUAUUGCUGAUGUAAACUUGCAUAUGAUAUUGCAAUAUGUUUUUACUUCCAAGGAAGUAAAUCACAAUCAAAAUGUGUUCUUUGCACAUUCAGAAAUCAUACAAGUGAAUGAUAUUCAUAACCAUCUGCUGUUUUAAUAAAAACAAACAGAGGAAAUGUAAUGAUUGCAAGCCUUCCACUGAUUUUGAUCGUAUAUUUAAAAUAUGUAAAAAAAAAAAA